AUGGCGAAGGAGGUUGCGCAGGAGCAACCGAGACCCACGGCGCCACGCACGGUUCGCUGUAUUGUCAAGCUAGGUGGAGCGGCGAUUACCAACAAGGGCGAGCUGGAGAGCAUCAACGAGGAGAACCUACGGUUGGCAUGUGCGCAGCUGCGGCAUGCCAUGUCCGAAGCUAACGGCGAUGGCGCUAUGGAGAAGGUUCUGAGAAUGGACUGGAGUAGGAAGCCCGGAGAUCCGUCCGACCCGGCCGUGGACACGGAGUGGAUUGCGGGGAUGACUGGGCUGGGUCUCGAUACUAACUUCAUCGUCGUGCACGGCGCCGGGUCUUUUGGCCACUUUCAAGCAAGUAGAUCUGGAGUUCAUAAAGGAGGGUUACAUUCUACACUGGUUAAGGCUGGCUUUGUCGCUACAAGAAUUUCAGUGACAUCUCUCAAUCAGGAAAUUGUUAGAGCCCUGGCAAGAGAAGGAAUACCAUCUGUUGGGAUGUCAUCAUUUGCUUGUGGGUGGUCUACCCAUCAAAGAAAACUUGCAUCAACAAAUGCUUCUCAAAUAAUUCAGCCAUUCCAUGCAGGCUUUGUUCUAGUUUUGCAUGGUGAUGCAGUUCUUGAUGAAUUACUGGACUGUACCAUACUGAGUGGAGAUGUCAUCAUAACAAAUCUUGCACAGCUUUUAAGUCCAAAAUAUGUUGUAUUCUGGUAUUAUGUCCAUGGAGUAUAUGAUCGCCCUCCAACUGACUCAAAUGCAGUACUCCUGAGAGGAAUAGAUGCCGUAGGCUUCCCGCACUGUGCGGGAUCUGGGGAAGGGUAUCUUUAA
This is a messenger RNA of Zea mays, 810 nucleotides long. Its product is annotated as isopentenyl phosphate kinase. Bases 1 to 810 code for a protein of 269 amino acids. Gene Ontology annotation, molecular function: isopentenyl phosphate kinase activity; kinase activity. The record is from RefSeq and is a predicted model, not a curated record. Gene Ontology annotation, biological process: terpenoid biosynthetic process. NCBI's taxonomy places the organism in Eukaryota, Viridiplantae, Streptophyta, Magnoliopsida, Poales, Poaceae. The transcript is spliced from 10 exons. Gene Ontology annotation, cellular component: cytosol.